Messenger RNA from Malania oleifera, 2086 nucleotides. RefSeq lists its product as uncharacterized. Lineage: Eukaryota; Viridiplantae; Streptophyta; Magnoliopsida; Santalales; Ximeniaceae. The record is from RefSeq and is a predicted model, not a curated record. Gene Ontology annotation, molecular function: protein binding. The transcript has 8 exons. Bases 1137 to 1859 code for a protein of 240 amino acids.
UUUCUGCGUGAAAAUACGAACGUGGACGGAAAACUGUCUCUGCUCUGCUCUCUCACCCGCCACCUCUGUUCAUCUACCCGGGUUUCCCAUCAUAUUUCUUCGCUUGUUCACGUUCUCAUCUCCUGUCAAUCUUCACGUAUAUGCAUCCCCCAGUGGUUUUUUUAGGGUUUUAGAGCCCUCCGAACAUGGCGGACCCAUCCCCUUCCUCGAAUCAGAGCUCCACCACCAUCACCGACUUGAAUCAAGACUCUCUGGUCCACUGCGCCAGCUUCCUCCGUAAUCUCCAAGACCUCUCCAACUUGGCCAUGUCCUGCAAGCUCCUCAAAUCUGUCGCUUAUUCUGAUGCCAUCUGGCAGCGUUUCUUCUGGGAGUGUUGGCCAGGGAAGCUACCUAGCCUUUCGCAGGCAGCAGGAGUCAGGGAAGCAUAUUUGUUUAGGCAUACUGCGGUGCAGCAGUUCAAGUUUAUUGAUCCGUUAAUUGCUGAACUCUAUACAGAUGCAAUACCAUGCAGUCAUGUAUUAUUAGACAAAAGUGAUAUAAUCUUUUCAAAGGUAUCAUUUACAAUUUUCUUCAUGAUAAACUCCCUGCCACUAUCAUAGGGUAAUAGUGUUUUAUACUCCAGUAGUUUCACUCAAGAUUCAAGAAUACAGUUAUCUCUCUUAACUCAUCCGCUUGUUAACUAGCGUGCAAGGUGCAAUUAUCCCUUCCUCUGCCCAGGGUUCCUUGAUCCAAAUUAUGAAGGUUGAUAGCUUUUUAAGCGGAAGAGAUUCCAUUGUCACACUAACUGAUCAUAAUGCAAGAAUUACUUGUAUGAGAUUGUUUCCCCUGAAUGAAACAUCUUUAUUUCGAAGUAAAACAAACAGAAACGAAAAUGUUCUGGUAACCUCAAGCUGUGAUCACUCCAUUCGGUUGUGGUGGAAGGGUUCUUGCCAACGAUGUUUCAGAGGUCAUAAUGGCCCAGUUUCCACCCAGUUUCCACACUUUCAGAUAAAUUGUUAGGUGAUGAUACCAGCAAAAUAUUUGCAAGUGGAGGGGAAGAUGGUACAGUUCGCCUUUGGUCCCUAAGCUCAAGCGGAAAACGUGGCCAACGUGCUUUAAAGGCUACACUUUAUGGCCACGAGAAACCUGUCAAAUUAAUGUCAGUUGCUGGGCAUAAAACUUCUCUUUUGGCAUCAAUUUCAAAUGAUUCUAAGGUGAGGCUUUGGGACACAACUACAUCUUCUGCUGUUCGUUCUUCAUGCUGCGUGGGAAUGACUUCUGCGCCUGGUGUACCAGUGGGCAUGAAAUGCCAUGGAUCUUUGCUUUAUGUUGCUGCAGGUUCUUCUGUUGUUGCAAUUGAUUUGAGGACAAUGCAAAAAGUCAUUACUGCUGCACUUUUUCUGCCAAAACUGUACUCAUUUGAGAUUACGCCCUUGAAAUCCAUGAUCUGCACAGGAGCAAUUGGCAAAGCGAUGCUAUGGGAUAUUAGGAAAAACCAGGGGACACUAAAACCAGAACCUGUUGCUGAGUUGGAUGGGCACCAGGGUUCCAUAACGCUGUUGCACAUGGAUUCAUACAAAAUAAUCACGGGUGGCCCGGAAGAUCCCUUUGUUAAUGUGUGGGAGGCCGGCUCCGGCAGGCAGACAAAUUCCCUGCUUUGCUGUUCAUCCGAGGCAUACUCCUACUCUGGAUGCACUGCCAUGGCUGUAAAAGUAUGCCAGAUUGUUACUGCUAGCUGUGGUGAAGCGCAGGGACUUUUAUGCUUUAGGGACUUCGCCAGUGCUGGUUCUCCCGCUCUUACCCACCAAGAUGAGCCCCUCUCAAAGUUUUGGGGGCCACAAUCUAAUGGUGACUCAGACUCAGAUGGUUCUGAUGGCUGACUACACGUACACUCGCCCCUGGGACCAAGCAUCAUCUUUGUAUUAUUGGUUCUCUUUUUUGGGUAUACUGCCCAAUAUAAGAUCUUUGUAUUAUCAGUCAGACAUCCCCUGUUGAAGUUUUUACCAUAGUAGAUGCCUAGAAAAAGGGCAAUUGUAUGUAUGUGUGUUUCCAUGUAAUGACUCUUCAAAAUUUCAGGUAAGUGAUGGAUAGUAUAUGAUAUUUUAAA